AUGGACCCUCGACCCUCAGAGACGCGCGGGAGCAUGUUCGCGUUCUACUCGCAGAUCGACGACGUCGGGAAGGGCGGCGGCCCCGCGCUCGUCGCCGGGCUGAUCAUGGCGUCCGGACGGAGGUUCGCGUUUAACGUCGCGAUGACCGGGUGGCUGGUGUGCGGGUGCGUUUUGUUGACGUUGCGGGGGUUCAUCGACGCGGACGUCGUUCGCGCGCAGGAGCAGGUGGAGGACGAGCUGGACGGCGUCGUCGCGGAGGAGGGGGGAGGGGGGGAGGGCGCGUCGAGGGACGACGAGGACGACGCGGAUAACGUAGCGUAG
Molecule: messenger RNA, 321 nt
Organism: Micromonas pusilla CCMP1545
Lineage: Eukaryota; Viridiplantae; Chlorophyta; Mamiellophyceae; Mamiellales; Mamiellaceae
Exons: 1
Coding region: 1-321 (106 amino acids)
Source: RefSeq, a predicted model, not a curated record